CGUCGUGGCCAUGGCGGCUGCGGCUGACCCGCGGAUAGACGUGUCGGGCGGCCCGGUAGCGGCAGUUCGCGCCCAAAGACCGGAGCCGCGGCUCCAUUAGUGUUUAUACCCGUCAGGCCCCGCGGAGGAGGCGCCUUACUCAUGGCCUAUCACUCGGGGUACGGGGCCCAAGGGUCCAAGCACCGGGUCAGGGCAGCCCCGGAGCCGCCUCCGCUCUUUGACGACACGAGUGGCGGGUACCCAGCUCAGGCCGGCGCUUACCCCCCGCAGGCCUCGGACGUGGCCUUCAACGUCAAUCACCUGCUCGGGGAUCCCGUGGCCAACGUGGCCAUGGCCUACGGCAGCUCCAUCGCCUCCCAGGGCAAGGACAUGGUGCACAAGGAGCUCCACAGGUUUGUGUCCAUGAACAAGCUCAAGCACUUCUUUGCGGUGGACACGUCCUACGUGGCCAGGAAGCUGGGUCUGCUCGUCUUCCCCUACACGCACCAGAACUGGGAGGUUCAGUACAGCCGGGAUGUGCCCCUGCCCCCACGGCAGGACCUCAAUGCCCCCGACCUCUACAUCCCCACCAUGGCGUUUAUCACAUACAUCCUCCUGGCCGGGAUGGCGCUGGGAAUUCAAAAAAGGUUCUCGCCCGAGGUGCUCGGCCUGUGCGCCAGCACGGCCCUGGUGUGGGUCGUCAUCGAGGUGCUGGCCCUGCUCCUCGGCCUCUACCUGGCCACGGUCCGCAGUGACCUCAGCACCUUCCACCUGCUCGCCUACAGCGGCUACAAAUACGUGGGAAUGAUCCUCAGCGUGCUCACGGGACUGCUCUUCGGCAGCGACGGCUACUACGUGGCCCUGGCUUGGACCUCGGUUGCCCUCAUGUAUUUCAUUGUACGCUCGCUGCGGAUGACCUCGGUGGGCACCGACGGGGUGGGGGGACCGGCCACCCGGCAGCGCCUCCAGCUGUACCUGACCCUGGCCGAGGCUGCCUUCCAGCCAAUGAUCAUCUACUGGCUGACCUUUCACCUGGUCCGGUGACCCAGAUGGGGUCUCCCCUGUCCCCAAGGAAGACUCCCGAGAAGAUGACGAUGAUGAUUUUUACCCUGUACAUUGAAGAUUUUAAUUGCUUCCGCCACAUCUGUCCCUCAUUCCUGGGAACCUGGCCCUGGACGGGACCUUGAGGGUCUGAGGUGGUGGGAAAGAAGGGCUGGCCAGGGACAGGCCCCCCUUGUGGGGGGGCUCUGGGGGGCAAGUGGCUGCCGCCCUGCCGGAGCGAUCCUCAGGGGGGCGACUCCAUGUCACCGAUGAGACUUGGCCGGGCCGGAGAAGCCCGCGCUGUCCGCAGCCCCCGGUAAAACUUGCAAUGGCUCCA
Antechinus flavipes (yellow-footed antechinus) is the source of this 1357-nucleotide messenger RNA. RefSeq names its product Yip1 interacting factor homolog A, membrane trafficking protein (gene YIF1A). Lineage: Eukaryota; Metazoa; Chordata; Mammalia; Dasyuromorphia; Dasyuridae. The transcript has 8 exons. The coding region runs from base 142 to 1023 and encodes 293 amino acids. The record is from RefSeq and is a predicted model, not a curated record. Gene Ontology annotation, biological process: endoplasmic reticulum to Golgi vesicle-mediated transport. Gene Ontology annotation, cellular component: Golgi membrane; COPII-coated ER to Golgi transport vesicle; endoplasmic reticulum membrane.